Messenger RNA from Drosophila erecta, 627 nucleotides. Its product is annotated as larval cuticle protein A2B. Gene Ontology annotation, cellular component: extracellular matrix. NCBI's taxonomy places the organism in Eukaryota, Metazoa, Arthropoda, Insecta, Diptera, Drosophilidae. The transcript has 2 exons. The coding region runs from base 1 to 495 and encodes 164 amino acids. The record is from RefSeq and is a predicted model, not a curated record.
AUGGGCGAGCUAUAUGGGUUGCAUAAGGCAUGGGAUUGGAGCGGGGUAUUCGAUUUCAACUCCCAUAAGUUGGCCACUGCGACAAUGGGCCAAGACUCGUCUUAUAAAAGAGGUCUGAGCCAAGCCCUUAGUCAUCAGUCGAGUGCACUCCAUCGCUGCAGUUACAACUUCAACUUGUUCGCCAUGAAUGUCCUGAGUCCCAGCAUUGCCGUCUGCCUGAUCCUGAGCGCCCUCGUCGCUGUUCAGGCAGGGAUCAUCGCCAGCCAUCCGGAUGAGCUGAUUGCUAGUCCUGCCCAGUAUGAGUUCCACUACUCCGUCCACGACAGCCACACCGGCGAUGUUAAGGAUCAGUUCGAGCACCGACGUGGCGAAUACGUAACUGGCCGCUACUCCCUCGUGGAUGCCGAUGGACUCCGACGCAUUGUGGACUACACCGCCGAUCCUCUGCUGGGCUUCAACGCUCAAGUUCGUAGGGAACCGAUUUCUCGCUAUUGAAACAGCUACCCACGGGAUGUGAUGAAGGACCUCCCCAGUUGACCGGAUUUAUGAUUUGGCUACCUUAAUUAUGGGCACCAAUGGAAGAUGAUAAAAUUGUAUUUUUAGAAUAAAUCUAAAGGCUGUUUAAUU